UUCGAUAAUUUUUCUUUAAAAAAAUUCAGAACUUGACUUCAGUUAGAUUAAUUGUAGUCUUUUUUACAUUGUAUUGAAAUCUAAUUUAAAUUAAGUUAGGUAUUAAUGGUUUAAUUUCAGGGCAAUACAUAUUUAUCUUUAGCACUGAGAGAUACAGAUUGAAUUAGCAUUGCCUAUUUUCAUUUUUUCACCGUAUUUCGAAACUUGUUCAGUGUAAUGCAAAGAUAAUUGUAUUGGGGGUGGGGAGAAGACAGACUCAGUUAACUCAGACGUAACUUAAACAUUAAGGAAAAAUGCUUAUAUACUUAUUUUUCAUGAAAAAAGUAAUGCUUAGCUAGAUGUUCAAUUGAUAUUUUCCUGUUAAGGUAAAAAUUCAACUUCGAAUAAAAUUAGAUGCAUUUUAGGAAUUGUUUCAGCUUGAUGCAAGUUUCUCAAAUAUUUCUUUUUAUAAAGAUACCUUUAUAUAGUAUAUAAAGUAGUUCACCAAAUUUAGUUUUUGACAUACAAAGCUACAUGCACUUUAGGAGGUCUUUUGAGAUUUCUCAACUUAAGGACAAUUAAAACAAAUGGGGUAAAGAAAGAAUUGAAACUGGGGAAUAUCCAUGAAUUGGAUAAAUUAUAUUACUUCCCCCCCCCAAAAAAAGUCUCUUUCAAAUUAGUAAUGAGGAGUCAUUAAAAUUACAAUGAAAGGUAGGUGUUUUACAAAAUCUUAAGAAGCACCAAAUGCUUUUACAGGAAAGGUAAGCCUAAAGGAAUGCAUUUUUACAUUAUUCAGUUUAAAAAUGCUAAAAUGUAGAUAGAUUUGAUGUUAAAAAUAUAAUACAUAGCAGCAUAAUGCGAGACAAUAUACAUAUAGGCAAACAUUUUUUGUCACUAAAAACUUUUAAAUUUAAGCAACAGUUUAAUAAAAAAAAUUUGUUUCUUUUUACCUUAUCUCUUAAAAAUAUUUUUUUUUUUUCGUAAAUUCUUAAUCUCUCAUUUAAAAUAUAAAAAGUCAACCUAAACUAUGAAAUAGCCAGUAAAUUUUUAGAGGAAUCAACCAAAGCAAGAAUAGCUGUUAAUUAUUUUUUCGUCUAACAGUGCAGAAACUUAUAAUGAAUUCAAAACAAUUUUAAUUCCUAGAUUUUAAUUUGAAACAUUGUUCUCGCAGCCUCGUUUCAAUAAACCAGUAUAGUUUUUAAAUUUUACCCCCAUUAAAUCUAAACAUAUUUUUCAAUAGCUUUAAAAAAUGAAAAACUUUAUUUUUUCAUUUGUUGACUUCUAAAUCAUAUCAUACAGAUUGCAAAAGUUGCUGAGGGAAGGGGCUUAAUUAAUUUUGAAUUUAAUUAUAAUUCUGGGAUUAUAGUUAAAUUUUAAUUAAAUUGUUUAGUUAAAUUUCCAAUUAAAAAAACUCAGUUAAAAUAAGUUCCAAAGAAAGCAUGUCUAACAUUGAUAGUGCCUAAGCACCGAGAAGAAUAGUCUUCGAAAAUACUCAUUAAAAUGGAAAUUCAAAUAUAGAAUGUGCUUCAUUAAUGGCCUUUAUGUGCUAAAGAAUUGGAUUCAGAAUAUUUUAUAUUCUUAUGACAUGUUAGAAAUGCCCAUAAACAAAAAACUUAUUUCCUUUUAAAUUGACUCUUAUUUGGCAAUAACAGUGUACGCUAUGAAGCAUACAGUGAAGUUCAAUGACAGUUAUUCAUUCUCCAAUUUAAUGGCUUGCUGUAGAUCUUGAAAAGCGUUUAAUGACGCGUCAAGGCCAAAUUUUCUACCUCGUUGACUUGGCAACGGUGCGGCAGACAGCAAUGCCACUCUUUUACACAGCUGUUAAGGUUAGGUAGUCGUCCAGUUUCUCCUAAAAGUCUACUAGAACAGGAAAAACGAAUUCGCCGAGAAAUUGCGAAUAGUAACGAAAGGCGGCGAAUGCAAAGCAUAAAUGCUGGUUUUCAAUCUCUCCGAGCCCUCUUACCACAUCGAGAAGGCGAGAAGCUAAGCAAGGCUGCCAUUCUGCAAAACACAGCUGACUAUGUUUACCAAUUAGAACAAGAGAAGACACGACUUCUAGAACAAAAUAGUCAGCUCUCCAGAAGGAUGCUAAAUUUUCCUCAUAUUAAUCAUGAUAGUGAUGGAAGCGGUUCAGAAUCUCCAUUACCUAAAAGAAAGAAGCGUGAACCUGCUGAUUGUGUGGAUGAAGGAAUAGGCAGUUCCAGUCCAUCCAGAAGUGAAAGUGAAAGUAUUGAAGAAGCCAGACGAGAAAUAUUAGAAAUGAGAAUGCAUCUAGAUCAUGAAAGAUCUUUGCGCGAAGUUAUGGAAGCACAUAUGAAAGAAUUGUUAUGUCGAUUGUAUCCUGAUGGUGAGACGCCCGAUUUAAUUGGACAGAUCCACGAACAGUUCCGCCGUAAAUUAGAAGAAAAUAUGAAAGUUUCUAUAAAUAUGGGUCAUGAAAGUGGUCUUGGAAGCCCCCAAUCCCAAAUUUCUAUCCAAGACAUUGAAAGUUCACAAGAAAUAUCCUUAAGGGAGUCAACUCCUGAACUUUCUGGUAAUGAAAUUCCCGAAGAUCUUUCUGGGAAAAACAAUUCUAUGUUACUUCAGUGUGUAGAUGACUUGUCAUUAUCUGAUGUGACUGUAAUUCCGGAAUUGUUAAUGUCUCCAAAUCAUAUAAAUGGGUCAUCUUCAUUUCCUGUUGAUAUCAAUAUUACUCCACAAUCAGCUUAUAAAGUUAGUACAUCCAGACAAAAUCUUGAAACUAUUGUUGAAGCAAUAAGACAUGUAGAAGGUGACCAUAUGUUUCGAGAUGAUGCAACAGAAUCUGAUGAAAUUAGGUCAAUGAAAGAAAAUAAACUAUCUAUCCGAGAGCAACAAUAUGCAGAACAAAUAGAGGAGUCAUUACUCCUUACAAAUCGAGACUUCUCGUUUCAACACCAAAUAAUUAGAAAUGCACCUCUUACACAAUCCCGACCUGGAGUCAUAGUUUCUAAUCUUUCAUAAUCAUAUUCAGCCCACUUUUUUGUGGUGUUAUCAUUCCAUCAUUAUCAUUUAUGAAAAUCUGCGACUAGUGUAAAAUACCAUCACAUUUCUUUUUGAAAAAAGUGAUUUCAGUUCCUGAGUGCUUACACAUUGUUUUUAUUUUCGACUUCAGAUUAAUGAUUUUGAUAAUUUGUUAUAUUGAUUCUCUUAUUGUGUAAUGCAUUUGGUGCCAUUGAUUUUUCAAAAUAAGUGCCGAUAAUUUUUUGUUAUUCUGAAAAAAAAAAUUACGAAAAUCAUUAUCAGCUUGACUUGGAAUGUUAUAUAACAUGUCAUUUUGUUGUGUUUUCUUUUAAGACAGGUUUUACUGAAUAUUUAAUUUAUACAAAUGGGUUAUUUUUUUUGUUGUUAUUCAUUUUGUGGCAAACUGUGUGGAGAAACAUAUAAUUCAUUAAUGCAUUAUAAGCUAGGAUUAAACCAAAGAAUGGUUAUAUGUUUUUGUAUUAGUUCUGUGAUCGAAAAGAAAUGGUCUGCAUGUUAAGAGUUUUUUUAUUGGUUUCCUUCUCAAAAUAUUUUUAAUUUCAUUGAAGGCAGCUGUAUUAAAUGAAGAUGCAUUUGCAAUAUCCAAUAUGACUAUGCAAUAUUGAGAUGCCUUAUCAAUAUUAAUAAUAGUGAAAAAUUAUUAUUAAUGGUAAGUGUGGAUGCAUUUACAACAUACUAUUUAAGAUGGCCUUUCUACUAAAUAGUGAAAAUUUAAUGUUAGUCUGCUGCAAAUGCGUCCACAUUUAAGUAUAACUAUGCAAUACUAAGUGGCCUAUUCUCUAUAAAAAGUUUGUAUACAUACAAAUUUACUGUUGAUAAGCUUCCUCUUAAAUAGAUUAGAGUUGUUAAAUGAAAUGUUUUCCUUUGGAAAAUUAGAAUAGAUGCCCUCGGUUAAUAACUAGCAAUUGACAAUCGUGAUUGAACAGCUCAUGUUCAACCACUAGCAAGUGAUAGCUUUGUUUCAGUAUUCUGAGUGCCCUGAACAAGCAAUAAUAAGAAUUAUUAGUUUUUAUUUUUUAUUUCUGCCUUUAUGUGUGUCUAUAAAAAAAUGAUGUAUAUUAACUUACUUCUAAUCAGACUUGGAGAGCAAUUUGCGAAACUCAAUCUGAGGCAUUAUAGCUGAAAAUAUUCGCUUUUCAUGUUAGUUUUUCUAUCUUGACAAUGGAAGAAAUAAAAUGUUAACUUUAAAAGUUUGAACAUUUUGAGUUCGUAAAACUAGCAGUGAACUAAAAAAGAAAUGCAGGUACUUUUUUAUACUAAUAAUCUACUGUAAUACCGGUGAAUUUUUAUUGAUCAUGCAAACUUGCAAAAAGAAUUUUGCAAUUUUUUUUCCGUGAACUACUGUAAAAUUUUGCAAUUACAGAAUCUUAACUGUUAAGACUGUAUUUACAGUGAGCGUUUUGUGUUUUAGAGCACUAAUAUUGGUGCUUGUUUUUAUUUAAUCACACAGUAUGCCAUAUCGGACUUUUUAAAAGGUAUUCUUAAAAAAAGAAAGAAAACUUUUGUGACUGGUGCUGUGCCUAUUGUAUUUACUGUGACUCAGAAUUUUUAGAAUUAUUUAAAGCAUCUUGAUGAUGUUCUCAGGUUUUAUGUGUUGUCCCCCCUCUUUUUCUUUUAAGUGUUAUGUACUGUUGGUGAAGAAAGGACCUAGCGAUGUUGUGUUGCAUAAACUAAAUGUUUUGUAUAUAACAGAUAAAUCGUGAUUUUCAAACUUUCAUGAAUGAAUUUGGUCAUUUUAUAGUAUGUGGAAGAUGGAUUUGAAUUCUUUUCAUUGCCAUUUGCAAAAAGAAAUACUCAUUUGAACAAAUACUCAUAAACUGUUACUGAAUUACUUUCAUUAUUGCAUUGUAGUUGUUAAUCUUAUGUUAUUGUUAUCCUAACUUUUGAGUGUUUGAAAAUUAACAAUUUUAAACGAUAAGAAUUUCUUCAAAUACCAAUUUUAUUUUUGGUAUCGCUUCUGGGACUUUGGUAUCACUUACUACUUGAACUGUUUCUUCCUUCAUUCAUGUUACUGACUGAAACAGUUUUUAAGAGCAAGAGAUAUGUAACUAGGGAUUGCAAUACCGAAUACCGGUUUUUCGGUAUUUACUAGAAAUUUUUAAAAUUGUCUCCACUAUAUGUUCAGGGAUCGCGAACAUAGCAAAAUAGUAUACGUUUUUGUUUUUAUGUAUCCCUAACGGACAAAAUUAAUUAGCUAAUUAAUGGCUUAAUUAAUUGCUUAAAUCUAAACUAGCGAAACAUGGAUCAUCCCUGAAGGAAAAUAUUGUAUCCAUAACGACUGAUGGAGCAACAAUUAUGAAAAAAGUUGGAAAGUUGAUUGAUAAAUCAGCCAUUGUGCUAUGCACAUGAAAUUCAAUUAGGAGUAAUAGAUGUAUUAUACCAAAAAAAUAAAAAACAGAAGAAUCCAAAUACUGUGGAUAUAGAAACUUCUGAUUCCAACUUUGAAGAGAGUGAGAGUGAUAUUGACAAUGAAGAUAAUGACAAUGUAAUUGUUGAAGAAGAUAUUGCUACUGAGGAUGAAACAUUAACCUAUCAAGAAUUGCUUUCUAUAAUUUAUAAAGUUCGAAAAAUUGUUAAGAUCCCUAUAAAAAAGGAUAUAUUACUAAAAUAUAUACUAACUGAAAAUAAAACAAAAUUAUGUUAAUAUUAGAUUCUAAAACACGUUGGAACAGUUUGCUCCUAAUGAUGGAACGAUUUUUGAAACUGAGAAAUCCAAUCUAAAAAGCAAUAAUCGACUUAAACCUGUAAAUUAUUUUUUCAGAUAGUGAAUUCGACUUAAUAUACAGAACUAUAUCAGCUCUACUUCCAAUAAAACUGACUAUUGAGGCAUUAUGUCGGAGAGAUUCUAAUUUAAUAACAGAUAAUGGAACAAUGAAUUUCAUGUUGCAGUCACUGAAAGAACAGCACACAUCACUAUCUAAAGAAUUAUAUAUUGCAUUGAAAAAUCACACAGAAGAAAGGCACCGGUAUCAAGAUUUAAGAAAUACCGAAUACCGGUAAAUUUCCGGUAUUUUUUUAUUUUUUAUUGAACAUUUAUAAAUUCCCUGUGCACCACAAAGUAUCACACGGGGCUUACAGAAGUAAGUAUGUAACACAUUACAAAAAGAAAAAGAAGAAAAUUUAACAGUUAUGAAGGAUUACAGAUGUCAACAAUAAAUUUACAGAAAUUUUCAAAAGCACUUCUAGUGGAAAUAAGUUGGUGAAACUCUGUAGGCCAAUUUAUAUUCAUGUGCUUGAGAGCCAGUCUUAGGAUUGCAAUCCCUAUAUGUAACAGUAUGAAUGUUUGAAAAUCAUUUAUAAAUUCCCCGUGCACCACAAAGUAUCACACGGAGCUUACAGAAGUAAGUAUGUAACACAUUACAAAAAGAAAAAGAAGAAAAUUUAACAGUUAUGAAGGAUUACAGAUGUCAUUCUAGUGGAAAUAAGUUUGUGAAACUCUGUAGGCCAAUUUAUAUUCAUGUGCUUGAGAGCCAGUCUUAGGAUUGCAAUCCCUAUAUGUAACAGUAUGAAUGUUUGAAAAUCAUUUAUAAAUUCCCCGUGCACCACAAAGUAUCACACGGAGCUUACAGAAGUAAGUAUGUAACACAUUACAAAAAGAAAAAGAAGAAAAUUUAACAGUUAUGAAGGAUUACAGAUGUCAUUCUAGUGGAAAUAAGUUGGUGAAACUCUGUAGGCCAAUUUAUAUUCAUGUGCUUGAGAGCCAGUCUUAGGAUUGCAAUCCCUAUAUGUAACAGUAUGAAUGUUUGAAAAUCAUUUAUAAAUUCCCCGUGCACCACAAAGUAUCACACGGAGCUUACAGAAGUAAGUAUGUAACACAUUACAAAAAGAAAAAGAAGAAAAUUUAACAGUUAUGAAGGAUUACAGAUGUCAUUCUAGUGGAAAUAAGUUGGUGAAACUCUGUAGGCCAAUUUAUAUUCAUGUGCUUGAGAGCCAGUCUUAGGAUUGCAAUCCCUAUAUGUAACAGUAUGAAUGUUUGAAAAUCAUUUAUAAAUUCCCUGUGCACCACAAAGUAUCACACGGAGCUUACAGAAGUAAGUAUGUAACACAUUACAAAAAGAAAAAGAAGAAAAUUUAACAGUUAUGAAGGAUUACAGAUGUCAUUCUAGUGGAAAUAAGUUGGUGAAACUCUGUAGGCCAAUUUAUAUUCAUGUGCUUGAGAGCCAGUCUUAGGAUUGCAAUCCCUAUAUGUAACAGUAUGAAUGUUUGAAAAUCAUUUAUAAAUUCCCCGUGCACCACAAAGUAUCACACGGAGCUUACAGAAGUAAGUAUGUAACACAUUACAAAAAGAAAAAGAAGAAAAUUUAACAGUUAUGAAGGAUUACAGAUGUCAUUCUAGUGGAAAUAAGUUUGUGAAACUCUGUAGGCCAAUUUAUAUUCAUGUGCUUGAGAGCCAGUCUUAGGAUUGCAAUCCCUAUAUGUAACAGUAUGAAUGUUUGAAAAUCAUUUAUAAAUUCCCCGUGCACCACAAAGUAUCACACGGAGCUUACAGAAGUAAGUAUGUAACACAUUACAAAAAGAAAAAGAAGAAAAUUUAACAGUUAUGAAGGAUUACAGAUGUCAUUCUAGUGGAAAUAAGUUUGUGAAACUCUGUAGGCCAAUUUAUAUUCAUGUGCUUGAGAGCCAGUCUUAGGAUUGCAAUCCUUAUAUGUAACAGUAUGAAUGUUUGAAAAUCAUUUAUAAAUUCCCCGUGCACCACAAAGUAUCACACGGGGCUUACAGAAGUAAGUAUGUAACACAUUACAAAAAGAAAAAGAAGAAAAUUUAACAGUUAUGAAGGAUUACAGAUGUCAACAAUAAAUUUACAGAAAUUUUCAAAAGCACUUCUAGUGGAAAUAAGUUGGUGAAACUCUGUAGGCCAAUUUAUAUUCAUGUGCUUGAGAGCCAGUCUUAGGAUUGCAAUCCCUAUAUGUAACAGUAUGAAUGUUUGAAAAUCACCUUGUAUUGUACUAUGCAAGAAAAUGUACAUGAUACAUUAAUUUUUGUGACAAAGCUUUUGUGUAUUAAUGUUUAUUUUUAAUAUUAAACGACAGUGUAUAAUAAUUUAUGACUUCUGUUAUGUACAGUGAUUGCUUUAAAAAACAUUUACAUGUUGACUUUUAGAAAGAAAAAAAAUGUACAUUUGAAGAUUCUGUGAUAAAUUAAUGGAUUGUCCUGUAAGCAACUUGCCAGUUAUUAUUUACAGACUAAAUCAAUUAACUUUUCGUACAUGUAAUUAACAUGUCUUUAAAAUAUCUGGUUCUUCCAUUAAAAUUGGUUGUCUGUGUGAGUGUUUUUACUAAUAGCAUUGAUGAAUUUUUCAUUGCACUUGGCCAAUAAUUCUUACAAUGAAACUGGCAAAAAGCAAGUCAAUAAAGUUAAAUAUUGUUGACUGGGAACAUUCACGUUCUUUUUAUAUAUAUUUAAUUCGCCAUUUUUUGUACAUAAGCAAGAUUUAAUGUUUUAUCUGUUUAUUUUUUGUUUGUAUUUGUUUUCAAUAAAAUAAAAAUGUACAAAUCAUUACUUGAAAUUAAAAAAUUUAAACUGGAGGUUUAAAAACACAU
Messenger RNA from Argiope bruennichi, 8519 nucleotides. RefSeq names its product transcription factor AP-4-like (gene crp). The transcript is spliced from 6 exons. The record is from RefSeq and is a predicted model, not a curated record. Gene Ontology annotation, cellular component: nucleus. Gene Ontology annotation, molecular function: RNA polymerase II cis-regulatory region sequence-specific DNA binding; DNA-binding transcription factor activity, RNA polymerase II-specific; protein dimerization activity. Gene Ontology annotation, biological process: regulation of transcription by RNA polymerase II. Lineage: Eukaryota; Metazoa; Arthropoda; Arachnida; Araneae; Araneidae. Bases 1897 to 2961 code for a protein of 354 amino acids.